AAAAAAAACAAUUCCCAAUUCACAAAAAUGUUGUACUUUGAAUUCCAAUAUAUUUAUUUUUUCUUUUGAAAAAAUCAACUCUUAUUCACAACUCCAAACAUACAUCAUAUAUAUACACAUAAAUUUUCCAAAAUUCAAAUCUAGAGCACAAAAUUUCAAAAAUUAAAACUGAAAAUUAGACCAAUCUGAAUUCAAUUUUGAUUUUUUUCAAAAAAAAAAAGAAAAAAAUUCAAUUUUGAUAUGUAUGUUAUUGUUGGCAACAAUCACCAUCACAAAGAUCAAAAUUUGUGCUUAAUCAAUUUGUGUGUACUCAUGUGCAAGUCUAAGAAGAGUACCCAUGUAGUCGAACCCAAGAUACAGCGAACCCCGCGAGCCUCCCGAUCGUCGCCGCGGCUCUCCUCCGAUGGUCCCUCCUCCUCCAACUCCAACAUUCUCACCAGUAACAAUUUCACCACCGGUUCGAGCUACAAAGGCUCCUCUUACUCCUCCAUUUCCAGCUCCGCCUCUCUCGCCGGAAUCAAAGCCUCCUUACCGGAUAAUCCUCAUAUCUAUGACUUCUUCGACAUAUCCUCUGCUACCGGAAAUUUUAUGAGGAAUCGAUUUUCCUCUUCUUCUUCUUCGUCGUCUUGGCGGUGUUUUCUUAGGGGAAAGGAAGUAAUUGUUUUUCAGAGAAAGUUUCGCCGUCCAAUUGAGUACCCGGAGCUUCAGAUCCGGCUUUCGACGAUUUGUAGAAGCCAUCAUAAUAGCUUGAUCAAGCUUCUUGGUGCAUCUAUCUCUGGAAAUUGUAUCUACCUAGCUUACGAAUACGUUCCCGGAGCGAGCCUUGCUGAUUGUCUUAGAAACCCUAAAAACCCUAGCUUCACGAUUCUCUCGACCUGGCUCUCACGAAUGCAGAUCGCGACAGACGUGGCUCACGGCCUUGAUUACGUUCACCACUGCUCUGGAUUGAGGUCCAAUUUCGUCCAUAACCACAUCAAGAGUUCUAGCAUCGUUAUCGUCUCCGAAGAAUCGAUAAACGCGAAGCUCUGUCACUUCGGUACUUCGGAGCUUUGCGGAGAGAUCGAGAGCGAAGUGGUAACCGAUUCAGAAAAUUCCAUGGAAACUGAGAGUGAAAUCACCGCCAUUAAAAGGAAUCCGAAAAAGUCGAGGAGUCGGGCAUUGAAGCUGGAAGGUACGAGAGGUUAUAUGGCACCGGAGUUUCAAUUAACAGGGACUCCGUCUCAGAAGUGCGACGUGUACGCAUUCGGAGUGGUGAUGCUUGAGCUUCUCUCCGGAGAGGAGCCAUUGAAAUACCAGCGAGUGGAGGAAGGUGAAGAUGGUGGUUAUAGGCGCGUGAGCGUGAUAGAGACGGCGCGUGCUGCGGUGGAAGGUGGGGAGUUGAGAAAGUGGGUGGAUUGGCGGAUGAAAGACUCGUACCCAGUUGAAGUUGCGGAGAAGAUGAUUCGGGUCGGGUUGGAUUGUGUGGAAGAAGCUCCUGAAAGAAGACCGGAUAUGGGUCGGGUUGCUGGAUUGGUUUCGAUGCUGUUUUUGGAGUCCAAGAAUUGGGCUGAGAAGAUUGGGAUGCCUAUGGACUUUUCAGUUUCAUUGGCUCCUCGAUGAGACUAGUUUUUUGAUUCAUUUGUACAUCUCCACUCAUACCAAUAUACAAAUACUUUUUUUUUUUUUUUCAAAAA
Cannabis sativa is the source of this 1673-nucleotide messenger RNA. Its product is annotated as receptor-like serine/threonine-protein kinase At2g45590. The transcript has a single exon. Lineage: Eukaryota; Viridiplantae; Streptophyta; Magnoliopsida; Rosales; Cannabaceae. The record is from RefSeq and is a predicted model, not a curated record. Gene Ontology annotation, biological process: protein phosphorylation. Gene Ontology annotation, molecular function: protein kinase activity; ATP binding. The coding region runs from base 241 to 1599 and encodes 452 amino acids.